AUGCUCCGUCGCCAUCCGCCUACGGUAACACCACGCUGCCGCAAUUUUUUAGAGCGUGCUGGACUGACGAGCAGCGAGGAGUCUGAUUCGAGCAUGAAUAACGAUUUUGAACGACGACCGUCCGCCGUCCGGAUGGCUCGACGAUUCACGCUGAAUCCCCUGAUAUUCGCUAAGGAAGAGCGCGAGCUGAGGCGGCAAUCGUUGGCACAGCUCAAACUGUCUUAUUAUCCAAAGAAUGCACAUCAUCUAUGUGGAGGAUAG
Molecule: messenger RNA, 261 nt
Organism: Gongylonema pulchrum
Lineage: Eukaryota; Metazoa; Nematoda; Chromadorea; Rhabditida; Gongylonematidae
Source: the annotation of a GenBank genome assembly